Molecule: messenger RNA, 1143 nt
Organism: Penicillium mononematosum
Lineage: Eukaryota; Fungi; Ascomycota; Eurotiomycetes; Eurotiales; Aspergillaceae
Product: ankyrin repeat domain-containing protein
Exons: 2
Coding region: 1-1143 (380 amino acids)
Molecular function (GO): protein binding
Source: RefSeq, a predicted model, not a curated record
AUGUCAAUUUCACUUCUUUCACUUUCAAACGAACUGUUGUUUGCUAUUCUAGCAGAACUAGAAGUCGAAGAUGUCACCUCAGUCCUCGAAACCCACCCUGCUCUCUAUCAGGUUUCAUACUGGUGUCUCCGAAAACGCAGACGUCACCUAUCUCUGAGAUCGUACUCCAGCUCUGGAGAUAUCUCCAGAGUCCGAAUAUUGCUGAAAGCAGGUGGGAAAGCUGAUGAUUGGUCAUUCUUUUUUGGAUCAUCUCUUGCCGACGCUGCUGGAAAUGGCCAUGAAGAAAUCGUGAAGUUACUUCUUGACCACGGCGCCCGAAUGGAUCAUGAGGGGCAUUUCGUUCACCAUCCACUCCAAGCUGCCGCAUCGAAGGGAUAUUUUACCAUCGUCAACUUGAUGCUUGACUACGGCGUUGAUGUCAACAGCACAAGUGUUUGUGGAGACACUGCUCUUACUGAAACCAUCCGAUACAAAGGUAAAUAUUCUUACCAUAAACGAGGGCCGUGGAUGGGACGUGGUCGAUUUCUGCAUAGGAGAAGCAAAACACCCUUCAGCUACUACGAUACAAUGAAGGUGCUUCUCGAAUACGGUGCUAAUCCCGACAGGAUCGGUCGAUCUGCAGCAAAUACAGCACUACAUACGGCCAUGUUGCAGCAGGAUACUGUGGGCUUGCUUUUGGAAUACGGAGCCAAUCCGAAUUCUCGAAACCAUAACGACGUAACACCAUUACAUUCGAUUGGUACUAGCAAGUUCAAAUACGACCCUCGAUGCACUGAGAUAGCCAAACUCCUUGAUCGUGGCGCGGAUGUCAAUGCACGAGAUAAGGAUGGGAGAACACCAAUACACAUCGUAGCAUCUGCUGAUGGACGGGGAGAAGCUCUUACUGGGAUUUAUCUCUCCCACAAAGCCGAUGUCAAUGCAGCUGAUUUGGAUGGAAUUACACCUCUCCAUAUAGCGGUUGCAGGUCCACUCGCCAAUAUUCGAGUCAUAGAGCUAUUAUUGAAAUCUGGUGCCGAUGCGAAUGCAAAAACACUCAAGGGUAACACACCUCUGCAUAUGGCAGUCCAUUACGAAGCACCGGAUAAAGCGAUCAAAUUGCUUUUUGAAUAUGGAGCAGAUAUGAACAGUUCAAAUGAACAAUGA